AUUAUAGGUUUAAGAGGAAUAUUAGCUUCAUCUAGAAAACGCGUUUAUAAACAAUUAAAAGAAUCUUCACCUAAAUUGAAAGAAGAAUCAAGUACAAAUGGAAUAGCUGCUAAAAAUCCAUGGGGUUCUCUCUCUAAGAAUUGGGGAGUUACUGAUUUUGUCGAGGAUGACUAUUUACCUAAAACAACUACUGAAGCAGUUUCUAAUGUAAAGGAAAGAUUAGGUUUUAAAACCCAUGAAAAAGAAUUUCCAGAAGAGAAUUCAAAUAUUAUUGAACUUUCCGAUGAAAGCCAAUCUGAAACAUCAAGUGAAGAAGAAAAUUGGUGUAAAAGAAGUAAAAUGCCAAGAAUGCGAAUGCAUGCAGAUGACGAAGAAGAAAAAAUUCAGAAACGAAAAGGGAAAAUUAGAAAUAUGAUAAAUCAUAGUGGAAAAAUAAUGGAUAAUGAUUUACGAGGAAAAUUAACUGCAAAAAGAAGAUUACCACCUGUAUACCACGAAGCAAUUCAAGUUGUAGUUACAAACCCUAAAGCAGUUCAAAGUAACUUUACUAAUGUUAAUUUAACCGAGGAUGAAGAUGAAGAUGUUCAUGAAGUGGUUGUACAGCAAGAGAAUGAUGGUAAUGAGGAAGAAGAGGGUGAAAUUAUUGAUGAUUCUGGAAGUGAUAGUAAAGAAGAAUAUGAAGAAGAGGAAGAAGAGGAAAUAGAGGAAAUAGAAGUUGGAGAUGAUUCAGCAUCUGAAUCCGUUCAUGUUAGUAGUGAUAGUAGUGUUUCUGAAAAAGAAGUUCAAGGUCCAAAAGGAAGUGUUAUUAAAGUUGUUCAACAUAGACCCAAGUUAGCAUCAACUGUAUCUACUGUAUGGUCACGAUUAAAUCAUUCCAAAAUCGAUAGAAAUGAUAACUCACAAGAAAGGUAUGAUCUUUAUAUAUGUAUAGUUUAAUAUUCAAUAUUUUGU
Ceratosolen solmsi marchali is the source of this 951-nucleotide messenger RNA. RefSeq names its product ESF1 homolog. The annotation marks the transcript as partial. NCBI's taxonomy places the organism in Eukaryota, Metazoa, Arthropoda, Insecta, Hymenoptera, Agaonidae. The transcript is spliced from 3 exons. The record is from RefSeq and is a predicted model, not a curated record.